UUAUGGAUUCUAUUAAUGAAUCUAUUGUGUUCUGAUGAUAAAGUUGCUUUUAAAAAUGUUCUUUUCCCCACUAAAAUUGUUACAACACAAUGCAUUGUGGUCUAUAUUAGCCAAUCGAGGGAGAAUUGGUGCACACUGAUUUUUCACAGAGACUUCUGGGAAAUUUCUAAGGUCCUGAAUUUCGGACAGUUCUACAAAAAAGGCAAACGGACUAUUUAGUGGUGCACUAUGUAGUGAGUAGUGAAGGAAUUCGGACAAAUAGUUCACAUUUCUGUCCCUGUAGUUCAUCAAUCUUCCACUAGGGGCAGCAGGAGGGCUUUUCUGGCUCGUUUCAAAAUGGCUGCCUCCGUGAAGUCUCAACUACUCUUUUGGUUUAUGCGGUUCUGAGUGAAGUUUUUUAACCCUCACAGCUUUAUGUUUGGAAGGAAAGUCCAAAUAUGUUUUUCCUGUUCUCCUGGAUCAGGGGUCUUUUUGAGUGGACUCCUUUUGACUCGAAUCCUUUUGACUGCUUUCUUCGAGGGCUUGUGAGUGCUUGUGGCGUGUCAGUUCUGUACAAUCUGUUGAGAGUAUACAAUUUCAUUCAAACAUGCAGGGAUUCUGAAACAUCUGCAGGUGAGAGAGAACAGAAGCCCCCCCUGAGAAGCAGCUGGAGAGCCGCUCUCCAGUUCUGGACUCUGUCGGCUCUUUUGUCUCUGGUUGGGUCCAGAGUAUCGGCACUCGUAGUGCUGGAGUUUUUACUCCGAGCUGUUUCUGCCUGGAUGUCAGCGGGAUUGAACGCAGGUGCAGGACCUUUGGAUUUGCUCCUCAUUCAGUGCCAGUUUUCCUUGGGAUGCAGCCUCCUCUGCACUUUAGCUUUCCUCCAUCAGGGGGCUCCCCACAGCUCCCUCAGCUUGCUGCUGGCCGCCGGCCUCAGUUGGGUCGUGGCGAGCUACAGCAGCAGUCUUUGGAGCCACGCGGCCAGACUCUACCCUCUGCACAGCACAGAGCGGUACUGCGGGAAGUGCAUCCACCUUCUGACCUCUGGACACACCUUGCUGGCUUCACUGCAGAGAGCGGUCGUCUUGGCCUUCGCCGUGGGGACUGUGGCUUCCACCUCCACGGUUUAUGAACACUUCCUGUUCCACAAAGAUGCCAUAAAGUUCUGGACUCCACUGACACUCUGCUACACUAUGCUGGUGGUUUUCACUCAAGAGGAUCAGCAGAGACGGGCCGACACAGAGAACCUCCUUCGCAUCGUGGUGAUCCGAUUAGGAGGCUUGCUGGUGCUGAUGUUGACCGUGGGGAACUGGUCGGAUGUUCUUCACGUCCUCGUCUCAUUUUUGGGGGAAGGAGUCUGCCUGCUGUCCUCCGGUGAUCUGCUGCAGGCUGUGCUGAAGGAUGAACAAGAAACCAGCUCGAGUGAGAAUGAAGAGAGGUCCAGAAACAGGACGUGAGAGAAGAAACUUUGAGAUGAGACUUGAAGGUUCAUCCAAACUUGGAUUUUAGAGCAAAGACACUUUUUAACUACAGAU
This is a messenger RNA of Oryzias melastigma (Indian medaka), 1511 nucleotides long. RefSeq names its product transmembrane protein 82. NCBI's taxonomy places the organism in Eukaryota, Metazoa, Chordata, Actinopteri, Beloniformes, Adrianichthyidae. The coding region runs from base 438 to 1433 and encodes 331 amino acids. The record is from RefSeq and is a predicted model, not a curated record. The transcript has 7 exons.